Messenger RNA from Symbiodinium sp. CCMP2592, 2166 nucleotides. NCBI's taxonomy places the organism in Eukaryota, Dinophyceae, Suessiales, Symbiodiniaceae. The record is from the annotation of a GenBank genome assembly.
AUGGCGGCAGAGAGUACGAUGGAAGCUGGUGCUUCAGUUGACUGGGAUGCGGUCUUCUCGUCGGACACGGAAGAUGAAGCUGCAGGCAAGGCCAAAGCCGAGAAGAAGAUGGGCAUUGCCACGCAGAACAAGCAGAACGGGAAUCUUGACCGCAUUCUGAAUGCCCUCAUGCAAGCGGGAAAGCUUGCCGAGGCAGAAGUCCUUUACAGGAAAGCCCUCUCUGCAAUUUGGGCGCCCUAUCGCCAGAGGAAGGAUGCAGCUGCAGUGGCCCUGGGAGUUGCGGUGGACCUGAAUCUGGCCUUGUGCUAUUUGAAACUCGAGCGCUGGGCGGAGCCUGAGAAUCCCAAGGGCCUCUACCGCCGUGGGCUGGCCUCGGCAAGGCUGGACCUGCUGGAUGCGGCGCACGACGAUCUGUCGAAGGCCUGGCAGCACUCGCCGUCGCCGGACGUUCAGCAGGAGCUGCAGCGCGUCCGCGAGCGCCGGGGCAGCAAAGCCGUGCCCCGGGGGUUCCUCACGGAAGCCGAAGAGCCCAAGGAAGAGGAAGCCGGAGAGCCCAAAGAGGAGCUCCAAGAGGAUCCCAAGAAGGAGGAGUCCCAGGAAGGGCCCCAGGAAGCUUUGGAGGAUGAAUGUGACUGGGCCGUCACCGAACAGGUGGAAGACGCACUUUCCGAGGCCGGGAAGCUGCUUCUGGCCAUCAGCGAGCGGCGCAUCGCCUGCCGAUCUCAGACGGAGGUCAAAACCCUCCUUCGCCAGCUGGAGGGCCUGUCGGAGCUGCUGCCGAAGGCGCAGGCGGCCAUCGCCGCCGCGAUCACGAUCCCAGCGCCGGAGACGCUGGAGCCCAAGGACUGCUGCGAGCUCUUCGAGCGGAUGGCCGAGGGCCUGUUGAGCUUCCGGCCCUUCUUCGCCCUGCAAGAGCGAAAGCCGGGGGAGUUUCAAAACCUGCGGGUCUGCCGUCAGCUGGGCAUCCGACAUUGGCCGUAUGGACUGGUGGGCGAUGAGAAGUCCGAGUUCUAUGCCCGUCAGUUGGAAGAUGCCGGGGAGAAGCAGGUGGAUGCCGAUGCGCACCUAAACAGUAUUGAUCAAAAGGCCACGCAGUUCAUGAAGGGUGAGCCCAACGAACCACGCAAGAUGGUGGACCGCGAGUCUUUCAUAGACAGCCUCACGGAUGCGAUCUCCCGAGAUGGCAAGCUCACCUUGGUCUUGGGUGGCAAAAGAGUGGGCAGGACAUUAGUCGUCUCGCAUGUCGCGGAACACGUCAGGCAAGCGCCAGGUGGAAACAGGACAAUCCUGCUGGUCAAUAUGCGGCAGAUGCCGGCAAAAGAUUUUUACGAGGCCACUCUGUCAGUGGCAAGUAAGCAGACUAAUGUUCUAGACAUCCUCGCGCAGCUGCCGCUCGUUGGAAAACGGUUUCGUGCUGGACCACAGUCCCGAGUCUGGCGGUUCAUCCAGCAACUGCCCUUCAUGGCGACCCUGCUUGGGGCUUUGCGAGCUGGAGUGGCAACAGCGGCUGCACCAUUAGCAAUGGCCGUUCAAAACUUCGUGAAAUCCCUGGACGACGACCGCAAGGCACAGGCUUUGUCCGAGUUGGUUAAGGGCAUCGUAGAGAACGGCAACGACACCACCAUCAUCAUUUUCGAAGCGAACCUGGCGCUCCCCAAUGACGAAGACACUGACGAAGCAAAGACAGCCAAGAGGGCUUUGGCUCAAAUCACCGUCAGCACCAAGGAGGCCUUCCAAGCCUCAGUCGUCCUCAUCAGCUCCGAGCACGGCUACCCCUUCAAAUUGACCAAAGCCGGUCUCAACCUGGUGGACAUCAAGAACAUUAUCAUCGCUCCGGAAGUGCCGCCACGCGACAUGUUCGAGAUGUUCACCGAUGACGCCCGGGAGCACCUCAUCAAUAUCGCACUGGAUGGCUUUUCGCCCGUGUCCAACUUGAAGCAAGAUGAGGGUGCACAGAUGGCAUCAGAAGAGAAUGUCGCAGGCAUCAUCCCCGAAAUGGCAGAAGCGCCGGGUCUGUGGCCCGAGGUUUUCCACGAGACCGAGAAGGAGUACGUGCUGGUGGCCUCCACGCAUCACGUGCGAUUGAAGAUUUGCAGGGUGCGCUUCGUCCAAUCAGCCUGUCAUGUUGUAGGUAGGCAGGGUUUGCGCAAGUUUGUGGCCCUGUGA